AAGCAAGGUAGUUUGACCAAAUUGUAGCAUCCCGUCACACACAACUCCCAGAAACACACUAACAUCACAUGUGACGGUCUUCAGCGGAGCCUUAGUGAUGCGACCCCCGGCCCAAGGAGCGGUCCAGGCGGCCCAGACCUGGCUCAAGUCCUCCUGGCAGGUUCAGGUACCCUUCACCUGGCUGGAAGCCUGUGUGGAAUGGCUGCAGGAGGAAGGAGGCGGGCAACAAGUGUCCCAGCACCAGCUUAACCAACAGGUGUUGGAUCAGUGGCUGCUGACUGACCUUCGGGACUUGGCCCACCCAGUGCUGCCCGAGGGACUGUCCCGAGCCCAGAACACAGAGCUCAGCGGCAGCUUCUGUGUCCAGGUAGACUCCCUGCUGGAUGUCAGCCAGCCCGCCUACACCCAACUCCAGCGUGCCAAGGGCGCCGACUGCACAAACGAGGGCGUGUCGGCCGUUACCCAGAUCACCCAGCGUCCCUGGGAGGCCAAGCCCACUCGCAUGCUCUUCCUGCAGAUCACUGACGGGGUGCAGAGCCUGGAGGCCAUGGAGUAUCAGCCCAUCCCUGCACUUGGCGCCCUCCUCAGGCCUGGGGUGAAACUGCAACUGCAUGGCCAGAUAGUGUGCAGGCUUGGGGUGCUGCUCCUGGGCCCGGGGAACGUGACGGUGCUUGGGGGGGAGGUGGAGGAGCUGGCGGAGAGGAACAGCCUGGCCAGGGUGCUGUGCAGAGCCCUGGGGCAGCCAGAGGAGGAGCCUCCUCAAGGUGGCGCCGAAGAGCAGGAGAACCACCCACUUGCAGCAAACCAACAGGAGCCAGAGGAUGAUGAGCUGGAUGACCAGGAGCUUUUGGCUAGCUUGGAUGCCCAGGAAGAGAGGGGGGAAAGCAGGCCGGAUGGAGGAACCAGGAAGAGAGGGGGGGCAGAGUGGAGACAGCAGCCCAGCAUGGAGAGCGGGUAUGGGACACACAGUGAUGCCUCCUCCAGGAGUGCGUCUGUCGUGAGCCAGUCCUCGAUCCAGUCCUCGAUCCCUUACGGAAGGCCAUCCUUCCAGGGUCAUCGCUCCGAGAGCCAGGCGGACUCGGCCGUAGGAGGUCACCCCUCUCGCGCCCCCCGCCUGGGUGGACGAUCACCUGGACGAGACUUUGAUGAUCUUCCUCUGGAGGAGCUGGAUUUCCAGGAUAGCCCCGCUAGACCCACUCCGCCAUCCAGCACGAACCCCAGAAUAAGUUCUCUCGCUGGGCACGCCCAGGGGUCCGGCUCUGGGUCUGCUGGCGUGAGAAAUGACAAACAUUUAGAAUCCUUCAACGAGUCUACUGACUUCCUGGACGAGAGGGAUGACUUCAUGGAUGAGGACUUGGAUUCCCUGUUCCCUCCAGAACCAGAACACCCCAGAGAAGACCUUACACUAGAAGGCACCAGAACCCCCCAGACAUCAAGCCUUACACCCCAGGCAUCUGGUCCUGGACCCCAGACCUCCAGACCACCACAGCUGGGGGGGGACUGGAUCAGUCCAGAACCAGCAGCCCAAGACUCCAUAACGGUGAAAUCUGAACGUGCGGAACAAACAGACCCAGAGGGUGAUGGUCAUGUGACUCUAGACUCCCCUCCGUUCACCUACCUGUGCCUCCUAGAGGGGUCUGGGGGCGCUGUGGCCUCCGUGCCUGCUAGGGAGGUACGGGUGAAGGCUUUUAUCGUGACCCUCCUGGGGAACCUCCAGGCCAAGGGCGGGGAGUGGCGGGUCGGAGCCAACAUCUCAGACGGGUCGGCCUACCUGGACGUGGAGCUGUCGGACCGGGUUCUGACGGGCCUGCUGGGGUUCUCCGUGGCCCAGAAGGCAGCGCUGAAGCGCGACCCGGCCCGCAGGGUGGAGUUAGCGGCAGGGAUGAAGGCCUGUCAGGAGGGGCUGGUGGACAUGUGCUGUAUCAUGACCCUGGCUUUCAGCCCUGGAGGGGGCAGGCCUGUGGUGACACGGACUGAUGAUGUCACAAACGGGGACUGUCGCGUCCUGGAGUGGAGGGUGAGGGGAGUGUAGGAAGGGGAGGAGGGGGAGUGCUGAGAUAGCAGGGGAGGAGGUCGGGGAGGAGGUCGGGGUCUAAAGAUGCGUGAGGAUAAAGGAAAAUUUUACCCUUGUUAUGGUGUCAUGUGCUAGUUAAAAAGUGAGAGAUGGUACAAGCAUUAUUUUUAAUAAAGUUUGAUUAAAAUGUUUCGUUUUACUGCUAUUAUCUUUCGUAUAUGAUAUGAGGAUAUAUUAUCUUUCAAUGAAUUAAGUACAUAUUUAAAUUUAUAUUUUUUAAAUAAAGGUUUGUUA
This is a messenger RNA of Hypomesus transpacificus, 2308 nucleotides long. RefSeq names its product RMI1, RecQ mediated genome instability 1, homolog (S. cerevisiae) (gene rmi1). Gene Ontology annotation, biological process: double-strand break repair via homologous recombination; resolution of meiotic recombination intermediates. Gene Ontology annotation, cellular component: RecQ family helicase-topoisomerase III complex; nuclear body. The record is from RefSeq and is a predicted model, not a curated record. Gene Ontology annotation, molecular function: nucleotide binding. Lineage: Eukaryota; Metazoa; Chordata; Actinopteri; Osmeriformes; Osmeridae.